AAUAAUUUAAAAUAUCAGUAUUUAUUAAAAUAUAAUAUAAAUAGAGUUAAAAUUAUUAUGUGGUGUCAUUAAAGAAAUAUUGAAAUGGUUAUUUAUGGUGUAUAUAUUGUUAGUAAAUCGGGAGGACUGAUAUUUAACCAUGACCAUAAUAUUCCUAAAAUUGAAAAUGAGAAAACAUUUAGUUAUCCUUUAGAUAUUAAACUGCAAAUAGAAAACAAAAAAAUCAUUGUAGCAUUUGGUCAAAGAGAUGGAAUACAUGUCGGCCACGUCUUAGUGUCUCUCAAUGGUAGUCCUGUUCUGGGUACUUCAUUGGAAGACGGGCGAGAUGUAAUGGAAAUAAUAGAAAAACGUGAAAGCUAUCCAUUGAAUUUGAGAUUUAGUAGACCUAAAAUGACCACAAAUGAGAAAAUAUUUCUUGCUAGUAUGUUUUAUCCUCUAUUUGCCAUUGCCAGUCAAUUAAGUCCAGAACCCAAAAGUUCGGGUAUAGAAGUUCUUGAAGCCGAUACAUUUAAACUAUAUUGUUUCCAAACUCUUACAGGAGUGAAAUUUAUGGUUGUAGCAGAACCUUUACAAACAGGAAUGGAAAUUUUAUUAAAAAGAAUUUAUGAAUUAUAUGCCGAUUAUGCAUUAAAAAAUCCAUUCUAUUCUUUGGAUAUGCCUAUUAGAUGUGAAUUAUUUGAAAACAAUUUACAGACAUUAUUGGAGCAAGUUGAAAAGUCAGGCAUUAGCAAUAUAUAAAUGUAAAAUAUGAAAAUA
This is a messenger RNA of Ctenocephalides felis (cat flea), 756 nucleotides long. RefSeq names its product trafficking protein particle complex subunit 4 (gene Trs23). The record is from RefSeq and is a predicted model, not a curated record. Gene Ontology annotation, cellular component: TRAPP complex. The transcript has 3 exons. NCBI's taxonomy places the organism in Eukaryota, Metazoa, Arthropoda, Insecta, Siphonaptera, Pulicidae. Bases 85 to 738 code for a protein of 217 amino acids. Gene Ontology annotation, biological process: endoplasmic reticulum to Golgi vesicle-mediated transport.